Messenger RNA from Erythranthe guttata (spotted monkey flower), 1133 nucleotides. NCBI's taxonomy places the organism in Eukaryota, Viridiplantae, Streptophyta, Magnoliopsida, Lamiales, Phrymaceae. The record is from RefSeq and is a predicted model, not a curated record.
CUCGGAGGCCACUCGCCGCCGGCUCGCCACCGCUAGUCGACUGACGGAGAGUUCAAAAUUAAGUGCUCGCGCUUCUGCAAAAGCCUAUGAGCCUAAAUUGAUUAAUUGGCAGCGAAUGAAAAGAAAAAAAACAAAACCUUAUUCUGCCAAAAGAGAACGACCAGCAGCAUCGACUCCCUUGAGAGGCGGUGCAAACAGCGAUAUUUGAAGCGAAUUACAAUCAUGGGUGAAUCAUUUACAAUUCAAAUAAGCAGCAAUCUAGUCAAACACCUGGCCGAUGAUUCCGAGAAGGUAACUAGGAAAACAAGGAAGCCGAAGCAAAAGAUUCCUCGAGAACCUAAACAACAGCAACCCCAGAAAGAACAUCCUAAGCAGCAACUCUCCGAUGAAUCGAAUACUUACAAAGCUCCCUCUUCAACUGGAUGGCCUAUUCAGCCACCUCCUCUAUACCUCCCAGUUCCACCUCAGAAAUCGGCAAACGUGGAAUUAGAUUCAAUCUUAUCCGUACUUAACGAGAGCGAGAAAGUUGUGGAGAAGUUGCAGAAGCAAGAGGAGAAUAUGCUGCAAGAGGUAACUCAACGAGCAAAGGAACUUCACGAUAAAGAGUUUAAGCUCCCACAUCGUAAGCUAAUGCCCUGUUUGGAUGAGAAAGAUGCUUGUUUGAAGUGUUACAAGGAGCAUAUCAAGGAUCCAUUGAAAUGCGCCCUAUUCGUCGAGAAUUAUGCAGAUUGUGCACGCAGGUUCAGGCAGCAAGUCAAUGCGUCAGAGGGUAAUUAGGUAUUAUCCUUCAUUGGGAAAAUUAAUGGCCGGACAAAACUAUUAGGCUUUGAAAUAUUUUUAUCUUUUUUGUUGCGUAUUAACGAACCUAUAUUCUCGCUUGUUUGUGGCAGCGGAGGCAAAGUUUCGAUGGGUUUUUGCUUUGGUGAAAAAUCUUCGAAGAGUUAUUAUUUUUUUUUUUCUUUUUCGAGAUUCUGCAUUGUUGCUGUUUCGUUUUCCUCUGGAGUUAUUUGAGUGAAAAAAUUGUCGGUACAUAGGUAGUCCUAUUUAGGAUUACCAAAGUGACAUUAACUAAACUUUGAAUAAAUUCAUAACCUACCACCCUAUUAACUCGAUUAAUGGAUUUAAAGGCUUUU